Molecule: messenger RNA, 1929 nt
Organism: Brachypodium distachyon (stiff brome)
Lineage: Eukaryota; Viridiplantae; Streptophyta; Magnoliopsida; Poales; Poaceae
Product: putative F-box/FBD/LRR-repeat protein At5g22670
Exons: 3
Coding region: 274-1695 (473 amino acids)
Molecular function (GO): protein binding
Source: RefSeq, a predicted model, not a curated record
GACAGUCAACAGCAAAGCCACGUCUUCGACUCCACAAAGAAUAGCCGACCAAACCCUAGCCCGGCCGGCGGCGACCCCCAUGGCACCCAGCGCGGCGGUGCGUCCAACACCAUACCUAAGCUAGCACUGAAUCACGGCUCGCCGCCUCCACGUUCCACUCUCCAGCAGCCGCACCACCGUCCCAGCACUGGAACCGCCCCCCAAAUUCCCCACCUCCGGUCCCCAAAUUCCGCACCUCCGGCCCAAAAUUACCCGCCUCGCCAGCCGCCGGACAUGAAGAAGACGCCACCCGCAUCCUCCGGGCGCAGACCACGGAAACGGGGACGGGACGGCGAUCUCAUCGGCCAUGAGGACCUCGUCCCACACGGAGAUCUCAUCAGCGAGCUUCCCGAUGCCAUCCUCUGCACAAUCAUCUCACUCCUCCCGACGAAGGACGGCGCCCGCACGCAGGUCCUCUCCCGCCGAUGGCGCCCUCUCUGGCUCUCCACGCCACUCGACCUCGACGCCAACUACCGCAUCUGCUUCAACGAUUUCAAGCGCUUCUCCAUUGUCUCCCAGAUCCUCUACGACCACCCUGGUCCCGUCCGCCGCUUUCACUUCCGCUCUAUCCGCCUUCACAAAGCCAAAAAGAGGUAUGCCGAGGAAGCCGCGCUGAUCGACAGCUGGUUCCACUCCCGGGCCCUUGCCAAACUUCAGCAGCUCGACAUCUCCUUCCAUGCCUACGAGAACGAGAAGCAUUACCCGCUGCCACUGUCCGUGUUUCAUAUCGCGCCAACCCUCCUCAUGGCCAGAAUCGGCUCUUGUGAUUUCCCGAAAGAGAUUGCUCAUGCAAUGAAUUUUCACCUCCUGAAGAAGCUCACCCUACAACAUGUUUCCAUCUCCGAUAAUGUGUUCCAUGGGAUGCUCUCUGGCUGCCAUGUCCUGGAGACCCUACAUCUGGAGGAUAUUCGUGACGUGCCUUGCUUCCGCAUUACCUCGUCAACUCUUAGGAGCAUCGGUAUUUGUGCUUGUUAUUUGAGCAAAGCGGAAUUCAUCAUUGAGGACGCCCCUCGCCUUGAGAGGUUGCUGCUAUCUAGUCAAGGUGCUGAGACUAUCCGGGUCAUUAGGGCUCCUAAACUGGAGAUAUUGGGCCCUUUGUCGCCCUGCAUUUCUGAAAUCAAGAUUGGUAACCUAGUCUUCCAGGGACUUAUCCCAGCCAGCUUGAAAACCCCGAUACGCACGGUGAAAAUUUUGGCUCUCGAGAUUUCUAGUCCUGAUGUGAACGUUGUUCUUGAUGUCCUCAGAUGUUUCCCCUGCUUGGAAAAACUCUAUGUCGAUUGGGAUCCAAACUUAAAGACAGAGGUGAAAAAUGUGCUUCAGUAUGACCCACUAGAUCUGAUAGAAUGCCUUGACACCCGUCUAAACAAACUGGUGUUGAGAAGAUAUGAAGGUAGUGAGGAAGAUUCUGGCUUUGGCAAGUUCUUUGUUUUGAACGCCAAAGUGCUAAAGGAAAUGACAAUUGGAGUCCGUGGGAAGGUCAAAAGGAAGUGGGUGGCUAAUCAGCACAUGCUGCUUGAAGUGGAAAACAAAGCUUCUCGAGACGCCCAAAUCAAAUUCAGAUAUCGUCCUCACUUAUAUUUGGAUGUCCAUGAUUUGUCAAUUCCUGACCCCUUCAAUCACGCUUUUGUAGGCCAGCUAGAUGCCCUAUCAAAAUAAGCAUAUCUUUGAUUUUCCCAUGGCCAAUCCCAUUUGGCUGCUUGUCCUGUAGACCAGGUCGACAUCCUCUUUAGUCCAACUCUUAAAUUUGAUUGGCCGCAGUGUCUGUAGUUCCUUCGUAAUUCCAAAGUAUUUUUGCAUGGAUAUGUCGAUGUCGAGCCUUGUUCAGAUUAAAAUGGAUUCAAACCUUGUUUGUUCCAGUUUCGAAUGGAUUGUUCCAGUUCCCGACUAAAA